Molecule: messenger RNA, 1155 nt
Organism: Acanthosepion pharaonis
Lineage: Eukaryota; Metazoa; Mollusca; Cephalopoda; Sepiida; Sepiidae
Source: the annotation of a GenBank genome assembly
AUGCUAAACUUAUUUCUUCCUUUUCUCCGUCCAUAUAUGUCCCAAGACUUUUCUCUUUCCUCUUACCUAUUCUCCCGUUACCAUUUAUUUUGUUCAUAUUUUUUUUCUUUUACUUUUACCUUCUAUUCUGUUACACCCACCCGACUCCAAUCAACCCAGCCUCUUCCUUCUACCCGCUUCCCACCCAACUCUUAUUCCACACUUCCCGUCUAUUCAAUACUACUCUUCAACUUUCUUUUCCUUUUUAGUUUCUUUUUUUUUCCCACCUCAUACAGCGCUUAUCUGGUUUCUCUUCUUUUUCUUACCGAUUUUAUUUGGGUUUUUAUAAUAAAAAAAAACAUUUCUUUCCUUUUUUUUUGCAUAAUUUUCCUUUUAUUCUUGAAUUCUCUUACUUUCUCCCUCUUUCCAUCUUCCCUUCCCCUCUCUUUCGUUUUCUCUCUCUCACUCUCUCUGUUUCUCUCUCUCUCUCUCUAUCUAUCUAUCUAUCUAUCUAUCUAUCUAUAUAUAUAUAUAUAUAUAUAUAUAUACAUAUUUCUAAAUAACGUCUCUUCCUCCUCCUAUUACUCCUCCUCGUUCUUCUUCUUCUUCUUCUUCAGCGUCUCUUCCUCCUCCUAUUACUCCUCCUCGUUCUUCUUCUUCUUCUUCUUCUUCAGCGUCUCUAUUCCUCCUCCUUAUUUCUUCUUCUCAGCGUCUCUUCCUCCUCGUUCUUCUUCUUCUUCUUCUUCUUCAGCGUCUCUUCAUCCUCCUAUUACUCCUCCUCGUUCUUCUUCUUCUUCUUCUUCUUCUUCUUCUUCUUCUUCUUCUUCUUCUUCUUCUUCUUCAGCGUCUCUUCCUCCUCCUAUUACUCCACCUCGUUCUUCUUCUUCUUCUUCUUCUUCAGCGUCUCUUCCUCCUCCUAUUACUCCUCCUCGUUCUUCUUCUUCUUCAGCGUCUCUUCCUCCUCCUAUUACUCCUCCUCAUUCUUCUUCUUCUUCAGCGUCUCUUCCUCCUCCUAUUACUCCCCCUCAUUCUUCUUCUUCUUCUUCUUCUCUAUUUUUAUUUUUUAACACAUAUUAUAUAUAUACAUACAUACAUACAUAUCUAUCUAUCUAUCUAUCUAUCUAUCUAUCUAUCUAUCUAUAUAUAUGCAGAAAUUUUUCAAAAUCGAAUGACUAA